Exophiala viscosa is the source of this 1781-nucleotide messenger RNA. Its product is annotated as allantoinase. Gene Ontology annotation, cellular component: cytoplasm. The transcript has a single exon. The record is from RefSeq and is a predicted model, not a curated record. Gene Ontology annotation, molecular function: allantoinase activity. The coding region runs from base 1 to 1656 and encodes 551 amino acids. Gene Ontology annotation, biological process: purine nucleobase catabolic process. NCBI's taxonomy places the organism in Eukaryota, Fungi, Ascomycota, Eurotiomycetes, Chaetothyriales, Herpotrichiellaceae.
AUGUCUAACCCACAGGACACUUUUCAUCCAUAUCCGACUCCUCCACGCUCUCCUCCGCAUGGCUAUCUCGAUGCCGGGAACGAUUCACCCAUUAGCGUGGUCGCUUCGUCCCGAGUCAUAAGGUCAGGGCAGCUCUCCCCUGCCACUAUUGUUAUAUCCAAUGCGACUGGAAAGAUCACCGCAACAUUCGAUUCGGUGGUCCCUACAUCAGAGUUUCCUCCAAACACUCCGUACACAGACUACUCUCCACACAUAUUACUACCAGGUCUUGUAGAUGCCCAUGUGCACCUGAACGAGCCAGGCAGAACGGAAUGGGAAGGUUUCUACACCGGCACGCAGGCUGCGGCCUUUGGUGGAGUGACCACAGUUGUGGACAUGCCUUUGAACGCGAUACCGCCGACUACCACUGUGGCAGGACUGCAAGAGAAGGUCAAGGCUGCACAAGGACAAUGUUGGGUUGAUGUUGGGUUUUACGGAGGUAUCAUCCCUGGCAACCAGGGCGAACUCAAGGCCCUUGUCAGAGAAGGUGUUCGAGGCUUCAAGGGAUUCCUGAUUGACAGUGGUGUUGAAGAAUUCCCAGCCGUCUCCUCAUCAGAUAUCGAGAAGGUCUUCGCAGAGCUCGCAGAUGAGCCCACAACAGUCAUGUUCCAUGCCGAGAUGAUACCACCUAUUGCCGACUCUGUGGGUGACGACGUUCAGACAUCUCUCCCUCCUUUAGCGCCUCAUGGACCUUUGAACGCGUACAGCACGUUCCUCGAGUCGAGACCGCCGGCUUUUGAGACUUAUGCCGUCGAGGAAAUUUUGUCCUUGGCACAUUUGGCUCCCAACCUACCCUUACAUAUUGUCCACUUGUCGGCUAUGGAAUCUAUUCCUUUGUUGAGAAAAGCCCGUGCGCAAGGGAUCAACAUUACAGCAGAGACCUGUCCGCACUAUUUGUCACUGGCUGCUGAGCAAGUGGCCUUGGGAGAUACACGACACAAGUGUUGUCCGCCUAUUCGCACGCAGUCAAACCAGGAUAGGCUCUGGGAAGAGCUACGGCAACACCUCGACGAAGGCGUGAUCAAGACGGUGGUCUCAGAUCAUUCACCAUGCACGCCAGAUCUCAAGCUCCUUCCUUCUCACGUACCUGGGCACGUUAGCCUGCCGAAAGGUACCGCAAGUGCGUUGCCAUUGGAUUCGGAAUCGGGCGACUUCUUCUCCGCAUGGGGCGGUAUUUCCUCCGUUGGUCUAGGUCUUCCCAUCUUAUGGACUGAAAUGACAAGGAGAGGUCUGACCUCCCCCGAAUCGGCCAUUACCGAUGUCGUCAAGUGGUGCUGCAUCAACACCGCCGCUCAGGUGGGCUUGGAGAAACAAAAGGGCGAUUUGGCUGUUGGGUUCGACGCUGAUAUCUGUGUUUUUGACGAUACUGCGGAGUGGGUGGUAGAGCCCAGCACCAUGCUGUUUAGGAACAAGUGCAGCCCAUAUCAAGGCAAGACGAUGACCGGGCAGGUCAAGCAAACUUUACUCCGUGGUCAGCAAGUGUUCGUUCGAGGAGGCCCCAACAAUGGCUUCAUCGGCAAAGGGUGCUCUGGGCAGUUAUUGAUGGAGCCAAGACUCAAAGAGCUGAAGAGAGUAAAAAGCUGGUUCAAGAGAUGGAUCUACGACUACGAACGAUGAUGUAGCAGCCUUGUUGACUUUGUUAUCUAAAGCGAGCAUAGAUGGGCGCAAAGGUUUGCUUCUCCUCAAAAUUGACCAUCAAGGCUGGUUUAUUGAGAUUUGAAAUGAUCAUGUUCUUACAAACU